AUGCCGAAGCUGCGAGGAAUAUCUAGUGAAUGACUGUGAGUGUGUGAGUUAUUUUCUUUUCUCACCACAAAGAUACUACGACUGGAAUAAUGUGGGAAAAGUUUACGAAAAGAUAAAUGAUGAAUCUUAGGCAACAGGCCAGUCAAUGAUAAUAUAUAAUUAAUGUUAUCUUCAGACACUGGCAAAUAACCAAUCGUUGCCUAUUGUGUAACCUAUUCGACUUUCAAACUUUACGCAAAAUCGAUAGACCAGCAUAUAGCCUAAAGCAGGAUUUUUCUCACACUUCGUGAAAUCUCUACAGAGAAUGUGUUAUAAUUAUCGACGACUGAUCUCCUGGGUAGCGGUGCGCUGUCCAUUGUCCUGAAAUUACGCUCUUCAAAUAGCCUAAUCAAACUAGGGCAAUUCGCCACCACGCCAUAGAAAUACUGUAGAUGAAAUAUGAGAUUAUUCGAGGCUUAAAGUGUUUUUUCUUUCUUUGAUCGUGAACAGGGAGAGUGCCCAAGACAGCUAUCCCAGAGAACACUGAAUAUGAGAACUCGAACCAGGGUUAUAUUGCAUUCCCUAUUACUUUUGGUUUUAGUAGGUAAGUGUUUGCACUUACAUUAUGCAUUUGUCUCUGAUAGUUUAAAAUCACACCUGAUUUAGACUUGUGAUCCGACGGUUAUUGACAUGAAUUGACACAUCACAAUCAAACAAGUUGAAAUCCCAACACUUAGGCCUUUAUGUUCCAUCAUCAUUUACGUGACCUUUUUUUCAACUGACCACUUUGAGAGGUCUGACUAAGGCUAGUAUGGCAUGAUUUGACACGGUCAAGUGACAUAGUAAGCCUAUAAUAACAUUCACUUUUAUAUAAAAUAUUCUAAAUAUUUCACCAGUUAUUCCAACAUUUAAAAACAUGAACAAACUAAUAGAGGUACUUAAAUAGGGAGCAUACAGUAGAUCCUCUUCUCACUUCUCAGUAAGUUAAAGCCUCAGAUGAGCCCUGUCUGUGCUGCCGUUCAGAAAUAAGAAAUAAAUGAAUUCAUACAUAACAUUAGGCUACUGACAUAUAAUUUAGACUGGGUUUCUACCUGGUCCUCUUUCCCAGUAUGUUUCUGUGUCACUUUCACAUACUGUGACUGUCCCGGUUUCCAUGUGGCUGCAUGUAUGACCCUUCAGAAUGAGCUGGAGAUGUGAUCGAUGUUGACAGACAGCCCGGGGCUCUGGGUUACAUAAUACUAACCCUGUGUUUCAUCAGUCAGUCACACAAAGACUCCAUGCAGAAAACCACAUAUUUUCAUCCCUCAAUCACUAUAGCAGCCUAACUGGGGUUGUCUGUGUCCCAAAUGGCACCCUAAUCCAUAUAUAGUGCACUACUUUUGACCACAUAGUGCACUACUUUUGACCACAUAGUGCACUACUUUUGACCACAUAGUGCACUACUUUUGACCACAUAGUGCACUACUUUUGACCACAUAGUGCACUACUUUUGACCCGGGCCCUGGUCUAAAGUAGUGCACUAUAUAUGGAAUAUGGUGCUGUUUGGGAAUCAGCCCUUGUGUAGUGGGGUGGAUGAUACUACGCUCACUGCAUGUGUCCACGGUUGUCAGUCCAGUGUGAAAUAUAUUUUGGUACGGGGUGUGAGAAUGUAUUAUGUGGUGAGUGAGUUGUGAUUUGAGAACAGUGGUGUCUAUGGCACUGCAUUAUGCCAGUCUGACUGGCACAACAGGGAGCUCAUCCAAGGCUGGCGCACAUGACAUCAUUAAGAGGGCAGCAAAUUAGGUCACAGGGUUAUCCGAUAGAACACCACACUCUGACAACAGACCAGGGGGUGAUGGGCGGAGGGUGUGAUUGAAUAGAAUACAAUCAUACAUUUGUGUUUUUGCUGUCUUUUAUUCCCACCUGCUCUCACAUGAGUGUUAUCCUGGAGGCAGAACUGAGUGAUUUUCCCUUAGGCCAGCUGCAAAGUCAAAAUUGGCUAUAUUAAUUUAUGGUUAGGGUUAGACAUUAGGUUUAACAGUGUGGUUAAGGUCAGGGUUAAGGUUAGGGUUAGGUUUAAAAUCUGAUUGUAUGACUUUGUGACCACUCUGCGGAGCUGCCUGCAGAACAAGAUUCAUGACAAAAAACGCGAACCUGCCUCUCUCUCUCACACACACACACACACACACACACACACACACACACACACACACACACCCACACACACACACACACACAAACACGAUUAUGUAUCUCUGGGUGAUGUGUACUGUACAUGCUACAAUGUGGUGCUUGGGUGAUGCCGCUCUGUGUGUUACUAUCACCAGUGCAGGUGAGCAGGCCAGUAUGUGUGGAUGUGCCCUCGGAAACAGAGGCAGUCGUUGGGAACCCCAUGAAACUGACCUGCAUCUCCUGUAUGAAGAGAGAGGAGGUCAGCGCAGAGACACGCGUGGACUGGUACUACAUCCCACCUGACGAAGAACCCAUGCCUGUAGGUCUCCUCCAUCUAACAUCCAUUUUCACAUUACAAUUAUUUCACCUGAUGAUAGGACCAGCAGUUUUUCAUGACCAUGUGACCUGACCAGGAAUGAUUGCCUAUAACUAGGGCAUGGAGGCUUUUCCUGGUCAGGCUGUAUGGCCCACAAAUACUUUGAACUAUGAGGGAAAAAUCAGGCAAAGUUAGCUAACAACGAUUAGUGUGUGUGUGUGUGUUUUUGUGUGUGUGUGUGCCUGCUACAUUGCCCCCUCAGAUCUACCUGUUUGAUGGACAACCCAGGGAGCUGGACGGGCCUUGGAGGGGUCGCCUGGUGUGGAAUGGAAGUAAAGAUCUGCAGGAACUCUCCAUCAGUAUCCUCAACGUCACAAUGAACGACACGGGCACCUAUAAGUGUGUGGUAUUCCGACAGUUUGAGUUUGACUGCUACUCUCCUUCGGUUACCAACAGCCUGGUAAUCAACCUGGUGGUCAGAGAAGAAGGUAAGGGUACUUCCUGUUCCUUCUUGUUUUGUAAUUGUACUUCCUGUGCUUUCAAGCUCCUAGCUGGAGGCUUAACUAUCUGUGGUUUGCGUAUUUAUACAUGCUCUGCCCGUAUACCCUAUUCUUCUUGGUUGUGGCCAUGUGUUUUGACAAAACUUAAAAUUAAAAUGUAUUAUUUGGUCUUAGGUGCUAUUAGGUAUAUUAAUCUAAUUUACAAUUUUCAUUAAAUGUUUUUAAUAGUUGUAUUGUAUGAGUAAUUGUGUUUUUUUGUUCUGUUUUUAUUAUUAUCAAAGCUCAGUUGGUUUUUCUAACCAACUAUUUUACUAUCUAUUAUAAGGGGUAAUAUACAUCAUUUGGUUUCUAUUUACUGGAUGCUUUCUGGAUGUUCACCUCACUCAAAAAUACUAUUUAAUAGGUGUAUUUGUAUAUAAUUAUUCCUACAUUCACUUUACAAUACCUCUAUCUGCCUAUCUAUUGUGGACUGCUGGCUGGUUCAUAUCUGCAUACAUCUACAUUUGACAAUAGUCAUUACCAACUAUAUUUUAGUUUGCCCUUGUAUACAUUACGUCAAAUGUACAACUUUUCUUUUGCAUCUCAUACCAUAGUGGUGUCCUAUUGCAAAAAGCUGUGGGUCAGCGAUACAUUUUUCAUUCCAAUAUACGAAGGGAUUUACGAUAUUGAUAUCUUUCUGCAGCUAUUUGGAAGUUUCACACAGAAAAUGCUGUGCCUCAGGUUUCUUGGAGUUUGGCAUCAAUUCAUUGAGACAGUGGUUCUCAUCAGAUCCAACUCCAAAAUACCUUAUUUAAAUCGAAGGAAAAUCUUUCCACUUAUAAACAGUUUUUUUUAAAUGUAUACAUCUAAUCUGCUCUAUUCAUUUGAUAAUAUUGUACCAAUAUCUUGUGGUAUAUUGGACUUCCUUAUUGCCACAGUAAAAAAAAUCAGCAAUAACAUCUGAAACUGACAAAGACACAAAAAUAACAUUGAGAAUCGCUAUUAUCGUACAUGUUUUUGCUGUUUUCUUUCUCUAUGUAUUGUAGCAAGAAGUUUUGAUAUAGCAUGGUUUACACUUUUAUGUUACAAAUAUGAAGCCUAAACGCUCCAGUUUAAGGCUGGUAUUACUGUUGCAAGAGGGAUGACAAUGGGUCAAUUAAAUGUGUAGUUCAAUUAAGACCUCAUGUGUAUUUAAGAAAACAGGUGGAAGCGAUUGCAUAAUCGUUGUUUAAUACGACAAUUUUUUAACUGAGGGAAUUUGACCUAUCAAUAUGAGCUACAAUAUCUAAUGUGUUUUGCAUAGAGCUACACUAACUAUUAGCUGGCAAUAAAUUGCCUGGACAAGAGUGGUAGAGAAUUUAGGAUGCAUGCAGGAAAACACUAAAGCAUUAAGUGAGGACUUUUUGGCUAUUCCCAAUAAGGUUACGUGAAACACUAUCCUGUAUACUUUACACAUUUGAUUAUACUAGCAAUAAUUUGAUUUUACCAUCUUUAUGAUUGGACCAUUAUCCAAUCAAAUGUAUAUUCUCAAUAUGUACCAAAGAAACUCUCAUAUGUACAGACAAAGCAUGCUUAACUGCCUCCUAUACUGAAUGAGAUUGACUUCACCUGGCUAACAGAACAAGCCGUAAUGCCCACAUAUGGGACUGUUCUGUCAUUUUGAUUAUGAGUGAAUUGACCAAUCAGAAAUAGAUUGCUGCAUACUGAAGCCAUUUUAAUUAGAAUUGUCAUUUCAUUGCUAGUGGCGACAGGACAGUUAUUUAUUAUGGCUGAUAUGCUGGGUCUCAAAACACAUUGAGAAUCUGUUCACCGUCCCAUACAAACAAAUAGGCCUGGGUCUCAAAACACAUUGAGAAUCUGUUCACCGUCCCAUACAAACAAAUAGGCCUAAAUGGUUAUCUAACUAACACAUAGUUAUCUUUACUGCUCUAUGCCUUAUUCACAAAUUACAUAAUUGCAGAACAGUCUGUGCAAAAUGUACAGUAAGUCCCUAUCAAACCAAUGCAGUUUAAAUACAUUGUCUAUUUCUGUUGUCUUGCAGUGUUCUAUCCAAACAGAUGCGGUGUGGGUUGUGUCAUAGAGAUGGAAAGAGGGCACACCUAUCUUUGCCAUUCAUCACUUCUGUGACAGCAUGGGCAGAACCAUUGAGGGCUAUAUCAAUUUCAAAGUAGUCAAUGUCUUCUUCUUUUACUUCUAUGAGUUUAUUGGUGGUUUGUAAUCAAACUAAAAAGGUGUAUAGCUCCACCUACUGUGUUAGAGUGUGUAUAGUCUGAACAGGCAUAAAGCUAAAGUUAAUGAUUUAACUGCCACCUGUGGUGCUUGAAUCUUUGCUCAGGAGUACUUGGCUAAUCCCUUCUGCUGACUUGGAUGGAAUUCUGUUAUCCUUCCUUAACCCAUAGGUAGUCCCACCCAGUUGACUACUUUAAAAUGGUGAAAGCCUUUGAUGGCGCUGCCAAUGCUAAAACCGACUUUGUAGCAAGUGUGCCCUAUAUCCAUCUCUAUGGGUUGUGUGUGUCUAUCUGGCAGCCAGUGACAACACCACUGCCCUGUACUCAGAGAUCAUGAUGUACGUCCUGCUGGUCUUCCUCACCUGCUGGCUCCUGGUGGAGAUGGUCUACUGCUACAGGAAGAUCUCCAAGUCAGACGAGCAGGCCCAGGACACCGCGUGAGUAGCUCUUAGCCAUGUGUCUCAUGGCUGUUUAUCUCAUAGGCUUGUCUUGUAUCUCGUAGCUUUGUAUCUCGUAGCUUCGAAUCCCGUAGGCUUGUAUCUUACAGUCGUGUCUUGUAUCUCGUAGCGUUGUAACUCGUAGCCUCGUAUCUUGUAGCUUCGUAUCUCGUAGCCUCAUAUAUCAUGGCCUCGUCUCCAUACUGUAUGUACCAAGGCCAACUCUAGUCGUCUAUCAUUGCCCUGCACCAUGUAUCUAGAUGUAUGGUGCAGGGCAAUGAUUGACGACUAGAGUUGGCUUCAGCAUAUAUAGUAUGGAUACGAUGCUAAGUAUCUCAUACUGCAUGUGGAGUUUUGGCCUUACCCACAGUAGGCAUUGCUGACAAUGUGGCGUACAAUUUCCCUUGCUGAUUUUAUGACCCCUUCAAUAACUUGGGGGUAGUGAAUAGUUUACAUUUACUGUUAGGCCAUGCAGUAUCCAAUGUAUAGGUUGUGAGGUUUGUGAAAGAGUGUAAUGGAGGUGUAAUGGUCUGAAGGCACCUGCUAUCAGUAGUCGGUCAAUAGUAGUCGUGUUUCAGUAAGUCGUCUUUCUGCUGAGGUCCCUGGAUUGUUUGGAGCGCUCUGCUGACUCCUGUUCUGCCAUUUUCAAACAACCAAUUCAGUGCUCUGUGGAUUUGCAGCCGGAUCUGAAAUUGACUUGUUCUGUGGCCAAGGCUUAAAUAUAUUCCUGUGCUGUCAGCUCCCAAUGAUUGGUGAUGGUGCUGAGCGGUAGAUGGAAGUCAGUACAGUGGAUUGUGGCCAUCAAAUUUCAACCUUGCAGUACGAUAUUGGGUAAUAUACAGUGCAUGUUUGAAUCCAAUGACGCUAUUUCCUGUACCUUACACUGGAAGUACCAAUAGUGCAGGAUAGAUGUACACAGAACUUACUUAGGAAAUUGAGAGAAUGCCUGAAGGCAUCGAUUGAGAAAUGGGUUAAAAUAAUGCACUUCUGAACAAAUGAAGAGAGUACGCUGUUACAUUACAUGGUUCAUGACAGUUGUUCCACAAAUGCUUUUUAAAUAGAGAUCACUUUGCACUUUGCAUCAGUCUAGAGGCAAUGCCUAAUGACCCUAUGCCCAGGAAUACCACAGUAAGUUUAACCACCAGUGGUGUGUUGCGAGGCGUGACCUCCAUCCGUUCUAGUGCUGACAGGACUUAGGGCUCUGGUAAAUAAUAGUGCACUAUGGGAAUAGGGUGCCAUUUGGGACAUAGCUAUGGUAUUGAGCUGUUUGAGCAGAUAAACAUUAGAGGCACAUUGAUGGCAGCCAGCCAUAAUAUGUGACUGGCUGUUCAACAGUACAGGAUAAUGCAUCCAUUUAAAAGGAUCUGUAGCAUGCAUUACUGAUCCUAAAUCACAUCAAUUGUGGACUGUGGAGACAGGAUGAUCUCCACCAGUUGCACCUGUGGUUAACCGAUUUCCUACCGUUUUCCCACUUUCAUUUGACAUGGUCCUCUUACUUGGAUACUUUUUUAAAAAUAGAAUAAUGGCUAGGAAAUAGGCUAACUCAUGGGUUGUGGGAAUCCUAUUAGCAAAUGUGUCAUAGUUUCUAAGUCAGUAUCCAGGCUUAUGUUCGAUAUUGCUGUUGCCAUAUUGUCACGAAUAAACUGGAACAUUCCCAAUGAAAACGUAUCCCAAUUGUCUCAAUUGUUUUGCAGUUGUCUCAAUUGUUUUGCAUUGACGGAGUUCAAUAAGAAAGCCCCACUGAAAUGUACACAGUCUGAUGCACCACAGGGUCUUAGAUUUGCCUCUCUUUCUACCCAUCUACAGGACAGACUACCUAGCCAUUCCCUCAGAAAAUAAAGAGAACCUGGGUGUUCCAGUUACAGAAUAAAAGUGAUUGUCUCACACCAAUACGGUAUUUUGAAUGUGCCUCUCAAUCUGAUCUCGAUCAGAUAAUCACUCUCCCCUUCAACUCAUCGUAUGUAACUAACCGAGUCUCUUUCUGUUGCACCCGCAUCCGCCAUUUUCUUCCAUAAGACUUUACUCACUCACACCAUAGUAAUAACGUUCCCUUCCUCAACCACUCAUCUCUGGGCUUUAUCUCCAUUUACCAUCAGCUCUUUCUCACUCAUCGUACUAGUACUAAUAUUAAAAGUCUACCUAAUAGUGAAAAUAAUGAGAGGUGAAAACAAUAGUUAAAUAAGAAAUCCACUCUCCACAUGAGAUUCUGUGGUACCUGAUUUGAAGUGUUGUUUUCAAAGGGAGAGUGGCCCGAUUACAUCAGUGAUAGAAAUGAGGCCUUUGAACACUCUGAACAUACCCCCUGCUGAGUUCUCAGAACAGUGGACGGAGACAUGUUUUCUUAGUAUUGCUAAGGGGCUGUGUGAGGCACAGUACAUGUUUUUAGAGUGGUACGUUCUGUUUUUUUUAAGUGGAAGAAAGUUUAUUGUUUUACAUUUCUGAAUCUGUAUUAGAAUAUCUGUUAUUGUUGUACCUAAAAUGAAUUUUUCAACACAUCAAGCUACUUAGUCUGUCCUCUGUUUCAGGUACUGACCAAUGGUGUACCAAGCAGUUCGUAGUCACCUGACGAUACAGACUGAACUCUUUGAAGGGAACAUUCAGUGAUGAUGUCACAGCGCCCCUCAGCAACCAGGAAACCUGCCAAGUGGAGUCCCCUUUGUCUUGGUCUUGUGGUGUGAGCUAGCCAAAUACUUGAACGCUCAAGUUAUACUCUCCCUUCUUAUUUCACUCUGAACCACUCUGUGCCAGACAGCAGGGAUUUGAUGAUUAAGAAGUUGUUUAUGCCAUUUGAAUGUCACCCACAGAAAAAAAACUGAACCUACCGUUGCAGAGGACCAAGGAAUUACUUCAAAGCAAAUUACUUUUAAAUGUGUCAAAUGUUGUUAAAAUGCUAACAAUUAUACUGCACUGCACAUCAUUGGCGAGAUUACGGGUCAAGGUUUUGCUCUUAUACGACCGGUGUCUCUUCAUUAUCUUUUUACAGAAAUUGGAUUGCAUAGCUUUUCAAGUUUACUUCACUUAAGUUGUUUGGUGAAAUGAUAUGUUUAAUGCACAGUAUGACUGUGGUUUAUGAUAUGAACACUGAGUCCUCACGCUGGUUCUUAGUGUGACUCCAAGGCUCCAUUUAGCCAACUAUGUCAGAAGCUCCUUUUUAAGUUCAAUUCUCUUCCACAGAAAGAGCCUGGUAUGAGAAGAUGUUGUGUAUUUGGAUCUUAGAGAGUGACUAGGCUAUUUUACAAAAGAAGAAGAAAAAAUAUGGUACAAAGUCACAGUAAUUGGUCCCAGAGAUUCCUCCAUCUUUUACUCACGUCAUCAAUAUGGCUUUUUUACUCAGCGUGUUGUGAGCUAUGAAGUUUAUUCAAUGGCAUCUGAAGAAAUUCAAAACAAUGAUGCUGCAUAAUACAACUACUGUAUGCCCCAAUAGCCAAAUACUUGAUCAUGCUAAACCAUAUGCUGUUUAGGUUGUUGUUUUUUAAUCUACAGUAGCAUUGCUAUUGAGACUCAAAUAUGUGCCUACUUCUAUAGUUACAAUUAGUGUAUCUAUUGUGUACAAUCAUACCAUAUACUGUAUGUCUAACUGUAAGUCGCUCUGGAUAAGAGCGUCUGCUAAAUGACUAAAAUG
Molecule: messenger RNA, 9212 nt
Organism: Coregonus sp. 'balchen'
Lineage: Eukaryota; Metazoa; Chordata; Actinopteri; Salmoniformes; Salmonidae
Source: the annotation of a GenBank genome assembly